GAAAAAAAAAACCUGAUUAAAACAGCAGCAGCACCCAGCUGCAGCAGCUUUGGAAGCAAAAACAAACAACCCCCAGCAUGCGCCCUCUCUUCCACCCCCCCCCCACCCCCGGGGAGCAUCCCCCUUUGCGGGUUGAAUGAAAGCGAUCCCCUCUCUCUCUUUUUCUCUCUUCUCUCUCUCAUCUUUUCUCUCCCCACCCAGCCGAUGAAAAUAGCAUGCUGUCAGUUCACCCCUGUGUGGGCAGAUCCUCUAGCGACCAUUGCCAUUGUAGACAAUCUACUUUCACAGUAUGGACCUGACGCCAUUGAUCUGCUCGUGUUGCCAGAAAUGGCAUUGACUGGCUAUGUGUUCAAGAGCCAUGACGAGAUUCAGCCGUUCCUGGAGGACGCCGAAUGGGGCACCACCGUGCAAUGGGCCAAGCGACAAGCGCAACGCCUCUGUAGUUUUGUGGUUGUUGGCUAUCCGCAAAGCCCCGGCUACAACAGCUUGUGCUGCGUCAACCCGCAAGGUCAUCUGGUCAAGACAUAUCAAAAGGCCUUUCUCUUCGAGACAGAUGAACGCUGGGCUGCGGAGGGCCCUGGCUUUGUGUCAAUGACCAUAGAAGGUCUAGGCAGGGUCGGAUUUGGCAUUUGCAUGGAUAUCAAUCCGUAUCAGUUCAAGGCUCCCUUUGACGCCUAUGAAUUCGCGCGCUUCCAUGACGACCAAGAUACCCAGAUCAUUGUCUGUUGCAUGGCUUGGUUGCAAGGCAACAACAACAACAACAGCAGCACAAGUAGUGUCACCGACACCAUUUCUUAUUGGGCCCAACGCCUUGCACCUUUGAUUGUGCAGAACCGCCGUCGUGUUUGUGUCGUUGCAUGCAAUCGCACAGGAUCAGAAAAAGGAUCUACAUUUGCAGGCGGCAGCAGCAUUUUACAGGUCGGCUAUAAUACCCCGCGCUUGUUGAACCACAUGGGUUCGCGAGACAGUGGCGUCAUGAUUGUAGAUGUAGACAUACAAUCUUAGUAGUACACUCUCGAUCCACAUGAUAAUUAAAAAGAUUUCUGCUGUGGCCUUUGGAAAA
Messenger RNA from Zychaea mexicana, 1063 nucleotides. RefSeq names its product carbon-nitrogen hydrolase. The transcript has 4 exons. Gene Ontology annotation, biological process: protein catabolic process. The record is from RefSeq and is a predicted model, not a curated record. NCBI's taxonomy places the organism in Eukaryota, Fungi, Mucoromycota, Mucoromycetes, Mucorales, Lichtheimiaceae. Gene Ontology annotation, molecular function: protein-N-terminal asparagine amidohydrolase activity; protein-N-terminal glutamine amidohydrolase activity. Bases 205 to 1005 code for a protein of 266 amino acids.